AUGGAUCUCGCCUACGAUCAUAUAGCCGAGCAAUCGUUUACUCCUGGAGACCGAGCCACCACACCUACACCUUCCGGUGGUAAUGCGUCCUCCUCUCACCCUUCUCAAGAUGGCGUGAACCCCAAAGCCAGCCUUCCGGCCGCAAGACCCAAUCUCCAGACCGAGUUCCAAGAGACCUUCAAAGCCUUGUCCAACUCUCCCUGGGGAGCGAAAUUCGGUGGAUUCUGGGGGAAUGUAAGAAAACAAGGAGAAUCUUAUUAUGAAGAGGCCCGGAAGGAGGCCGCUGAAGUAGCCAGCGAAGUGGAAGCGUUGCGGACGAAGGGACUGAAAGGAUUGGGGUUUGGCGGAGAUAAAUCCCAAGACAGGAGGCAGGGAGCGUCACCGGAAAGAGAAGCAGAGCCAACCAAGACUACGGAUGAGGGCCAACACCACAAAGAUCUCCAUGAAACCGAGUCCUUCCUGGAACGAUUCAAGGCCGAGGCGGCAAAGCGAUUGAAAGAUGUGCAGAAGGCAGAAGAUGCCGCCGAUGAAGCACUCUUGAGAUUUGGCACGAAUAUUAGGAACUUUCUGAGAGAUGCAGUGGCAGUGACUGCCCCGGAUGACGAGGGACUUACAAGCCGUCAACCUGGCGAAGUGCUGUUUGAAAGCAAAGACCCCCGUUCUGGAAAGAGAGUCAUCCAUACGAGCAGGUUCGAUGCCCAGUUACAUGUCAUCCACACUACUUCAGCGAGCUUUACACAAGAUCCACGUGGGGCUGGUGGUCAAUGGGAUGAGUUUAAACAAGGAUUUGAUAUUGAUAAGAUGACGGGCCGAAUCGCGGAGGAUUUGGACAAAUAUAACGAGCUGAGAAAUUGCAUGGAGAAGCUAGUGCCAGAAAAGGUGGAAUAUAAAGAUUUCUGGACGAGAUAUUAUUUCCUCAAACAUGUGGUGGAGGUUCAAGAGGAGAAGAGAAAGGAGCUCCUGAAGGCAUCAGCGAACGACACCGAGGAAGUCGGCUGGGAUGAGGAUUCUGAUGAUGAUCGAGAAGCCUCUUCUACUCCCCAACUCCAGGAAACCCAGGGACCACCGCCUAAACUUUUGGUUGCACAAAACACAAACGAUUCAUCAACUACGAUACAUCAGACACCCGUGUCGGCUGACGCAGGCUCUCUCAAACCCGAGAUUUCGGGCCGCAGAUCGCAUGAUGAAAAGUCGGUGGCAGACAGUGAUGCCAGUUAUGAUCUCGUUAGCGGAGCGACAAGCCGAGCUCCAGGUAGCCCGAAAGACGACGCGGGUAAAUCAUCUGCGAAGGUGGAAGAAAGUGACGAAGAGGAUUGGGAAUGA
Molecule: messenger RNA, 1323 nt
Organism: Rhinocladiella mackenziei CBS 650.93
Lineage: Eukaryota; Fungi; Ascomycota; Eurotiomycetes; Chaetothyriales; Herpotrichiellaceae
Exons: 2
Coding region: 1-1323 (440 amino acids)
Cellular component (GO): cytoplasm
Source: RefSeq, a predicted model, not a curated record